GGGUCCGGCCGCGGCAGCUCCGCGUCUCUGGGCCGGCUGAAACGCGCCCCGACGGCGCCCGCGGGCGCACGCCGACGCCGGCUCUCCGCAGCCUUCCGCCGCGCGCCCGCCCUCGCCCGGAGCCCCGCGUCUGGGCCAGCCCCGGGGAGUGGGUGGGCCCGGCCCGGGGCAGCCCCGCCGAGGCAGGAUGUUCACGUCCAAGUCCAACUCGGUGUCGCCCUCGCCGUCCCUGGAGCAGGCUGACUCGGACGCGCUGGACAUCAGCACCAAAGUGCAGCUCUACGGAGUGCUGUGGAAGCGGCCCUUCGGGAGGCCGUCGGCCAAGUGGUCCCGGCGGUUUUUCAUCAUCAAAGAGAGCUUUCUUCUUUACUACUCUGAGAGCGAAAAAAAGAACUUUGAAACCAAUAAAUACUUCAAUAUACAUCCCAAGGGCGUCAUCCCCCUGGGAGGCUGCCUGGUGGAGGCCAAGGAAGAACCCAGCAUGCCCUAUGCCAUGAAAAUCUCCCACCAGGACUUCCAUGGCACCAUCUUGCUGGCCGCUGAGUCCGAGUUCGAGCAGACCCAGUGGCUGCAGAUGCUGCAGGAGUCCGGGAAGGUGACUUGGAAGAAUGCCCAGCUGGGAGAAGCCAUGAUCAAAAGCCUGGAGGCCCAGGGGCUGCAGCUGGCCAAGGAGAAGCAGGAGUAUUUAGACAAACUGAUGGAGGAGACGGAAGAACUCUGCCUUCAGAGGGAACAGAGAGAGGAGCUUGAGCGCCUUAACCAGGUGCUGGAGGCCGAGAAGCAGCAGUUUGAAGAGGUGGUGCAGGAGCUGAAAAUGGAGCAGGAACAGAUCAAAAGGGAGCUAGAACUGACUGCAAGGUGCCUCAAGGGUGUGGAGCAAGAGAAGAAGGAGCUAAGGCACCUUACAGAAUCCUUGCAGCAGACACUGGAGGAACUCUCCAUAGAGAAGAAGAAAACCCUGGCAAUGUUGGAGGAGAAUGAGAACCAGCUGCAGACACUGGCCAAUCAGAGCGAGCAGCCCCCUCCCAGUGGGGGUCUCCAUAGCAACCUGAGGCAGAUAGAGGAGAAGAUGCAGCAGCUCUUGGAGGAGAAGCUCCUGGCUGAGAAGCGGAUGAAGGAGAACGAGGAGCGCUCUCGGGCCCUGGAGGAGGAACGGGAGUUCUACUCGAGUCAGUCCCAGGCGCUGCAGAACUCGCUGCAGGAGCUGACGGCGGAGAAGCAGCAGGCUGAGCGGGAGCUCAAGGCCGAGGUAAAGGUCCGCAUGGAUCUGGAGAGGCGUCUGCGGGAGGCAGAGGGGGCCUUGCGGAGCUUGGAACAAGGGCUCAACUCCAAGGUGCGGAACAAGGAGAAAGAGGAGAGGAUGCGGGCUGACGUGAGCCAUCUGAAAAGUAAGCCCCGGCCCCCGGCGCCAGCCCCCAGCCCUCGCGCUCGGCCCCCGCGGGAGGCCCGACCCUGCGGAGCCGGGACCCUGGCCGGGAGCGCGGCGCGGGUUCGGGUGUGCAUUAGGUGGUCCCGAGCUACGGAGGGAGUGUCUUCGGCAGACCCCUGUAGCAGGCGCGUCCCGGCUCGGCACCUGGGAUUCCGGGAGCUGGUGGGCGCGGAGCGGCUGCGAGGAGCUCAGCAGCCUCUGGAUGCCAACAACAUGGAGGAGCUAAAGGAAGUGGCCAAGAGGCUCAGCCGGGACCAGCGCUUCCGAGAGUCCAUCUACCACAUCAUGGCAAACCAGCCAGGAGCCCCCUCGAUGGUUCCCCGGGGUGGAAAGUGA
This is a messenger RNA of Ailuropoda melanoleuca (giant panda), 1765 nucleotides long. RefSeq names its product pleckstrin homology and coiled-coil domain containing D1 (gene PLEKHD1). The record is from RefSeq and is a predicted model, not a curated record. Lineage: Eukaryota; Metazoa; Chordata; Mammalia; Carnivora; Ursidae. The transcript is spliced from 13 exons. Bases 188 to 1765 code for a protein of 525 amino acids.